GCCCCCCCCCAUGUGAUGCAGUGAUUUCCUGCACAUUUCCUGGCCUCGGCUGGUGAGUUGCUCGGCUGGUGAGUUGCCUGCCUGUUGGCCCCUCUCCGGGGCUCUCUUGCUUCACCCCGUCAACCCGUUCCUGGAUUUCGUCCAGAGGUAGCACCGCCAUGCUGCGUCGGAAGCCCUCCAAUGCGAGCGAGAAGGACCCGCCACAAAAGAAGAAACUCUCACUGCAGCGGUCCAGCAGCUUCAAGGACUUUGGCAAAUCGAAACCCAGCUCACCUCUGGCCAUCGAGAAGGAAUUCAAUCUGGAAGAGGAGAUCCCUGAAAGCAGCCAGACAAACUCACUGCCCAGCCCUGAUGACACGGGACGAAGCAGCAACUCGAAACUGGGCAAAAGAUGGAGAGCUGCCAUCUCUCGCACUAUGAACCGGAAGAUGGGCAAGGCAGCAGCCAAAGCACUGGCAGGGGAGGGAGAUUCUGACAGCAAGGCAGUGGCGUCUCCUCUCAUCAGCCCUGUUGAGGGUGAAGCCCCCACAUUUCCAGAAGCAGCAGAGGAGACUGACAGCCCUCAGACCCCAACUGGAGAUGACCCGUCUAGUCCCAGAUUGAUGGGGAGCACCCACAACAGCAAGAAAGCAGAAGAACCUAGCCCCACACCAUACAGCGGCCCUUUCUGUGGAAAAGCUAGGGUCCACACAGAUUUUGUUCCCAGUCCGUACGACAAAGAUUCCCUCAAGCUUCAGAAAGGGGACGUCAUCCACAUCAUUGCAAAGCCUCCUGUGGGCACCUGGACGGGCCUCUUGAACAACAAAGUAGGCUCCUUCAAGUUCAUCUACGUGAAUGUCAUCCCAGAGGAGCCGGCGCCGGUAGCGAAGAGCUGUUCACGCAGCAGGAGUAAGAGGCCCAAACCUAAGACCUUGCAUGAACUGCUGGAACGCAUCAAUCUGGAGGAGCACACCUCCACAUUGCUCCUGAAUGGCUACCAGACCUUAGAAGACUUCAAAGAACUGCAGGAGACCCACCUGAAUGAACUGAACAUCACUGACCCACAGCACCGUGCCAAACUGCUCACAGCAGCUGAUCUACUGCUGGAUUAUGACACAAGCAGUGAUGCCGACGAAGACGCAGGAAGUGUGGAGGCACAACUUGUCCUUGGAGAGCCAAAGGAGGACAUCCCUCGAGAUUCGGGCUGCUUUGAAGGGAUGGAGGCGCUGGACAGUGGGCGGGAGGACUCUAAACUGGAAGAAGGCCUGCAGUCUCUCUCCCUGGCGGACGCCCACUAAAGCCCACCCACUCCAUGCGCACACAAGCGGCUGUUCUCGGUGGGCCACUCACCUCAAGGCCCGAAGCCACAGCUGUGCAGCAGCAUAAGCUUCCACUUUGGAUGGAGUAAAAUCACCACUCCAGUUCUCCUGCACCUGGCUGACAGGCUGGAUCAAUACAAUUCCUAUAGCCCAGGACCCUGCUCUUUGCUGGGCCAGAAAACCCUCAGACAUGGGCUUUUUCUAUUUAGGCAAGGCCACCUUCCAGUCUUCUCACAUAUAAUGGGGCACUUGCUACACAACCACUCAGGAACUGAGAGCCACUGAACAUGUGGGUGAAUCAGGAUUGGCCUCGUUUCUCACAGGUCCUCCUGAUGCAAAAUGAUCCUGAACAGGGCCUAUUCGGCAGGGCGCACAGCUAUCCAUACUGAAUGCAACUACGUAUGCCCUCCCACUUCCCCCUGCGCUGAAGAACUGGAAAUGUGCCCCUCCCUUUCGCACUAGCAAAGAGUAUUAUUUCAAGGCAGCAGCCUCAAGGAAGAGAAUGGACUCUUUGUUUUUCUCUUUCACUGUAUUCAGUGUUAUACAUGUUAACAGCUAGUUAGUUGUAUGGGUGCCGCUGCAACUUCCCAGUCAACCGCAGAGGCGGGCAAUUCCUGAACGAGCUGAGCUGCCCAGGAAGAGCAAGCCUCACUCGGACCAGGACAGGAUUGCUGCCUGGGAUGUCGUGCUUUGCCUGGCAAAAUGAGUGAAGGUCUUAGACAUCAGAUCCAGAGUGUCAAUAAAGCAUUUAUCCCCAUA
Pogona vitticeps (central bearded dragon) is the source of this 2057-nucleotide messenger RNA. It is a transcript of the gene SASH3, whose product is annotated as SAM and SH3 domain containing 3. Gene Ontology annotation, biological process: positive regulation of immunoglobulin production; positive regulation of adaptive immune response; positive regulation of B cell proliferation. NCBI's taxonomy places the organism in Eukaryota, Metazoa, Chordata, Lepidosauria, Squamata, Agamidae. Gene Ontology annotation, molecular function: protein binding. Gene Ontology annotation, cellular component: cytoplasm; nucleus. The record is from RefSeq and is a predicted model, not a curated record.